This is a messenger RNA of Eruca vesicaria subsp. sativa (arugula), 4122 nucleotides long. Lineage: Eukaryota; Viridiplantae; Streptophyta; Magnoliopsida; Brassicales; Brassicaceae. The record is from the annotation of a GenBank genome assembly.
AAGAGGAGAAAAAAAAGUGCAAAGAUUUAAAUCUCCUCCUUCCUCUUCCUCUUACAUGCUAAACCAGAAAAUCUCUUAGCUUCUCAAGUUGUCGAACAAAAUAAAAAAAAGCACUCUCCUUUAUCUUUCUUGUUUUUAUUUCCCGGAAAAAUUCGUUUUUUUUUUCUGUGUAGUGGUCGUACUAAACACGCUGCCUUUUAGCUGUGGAAUCUUAAAACAGCUUUAUCUUCUUUUUAUUUUUGAGUUGAACAUUCAACUCUCUCUCUUCUUCUUUUUUACGGGUCCGACCAUCUCUGCAACAUCGUACUUGUUAGGGAGACAAAACUGUCGAAGACCAUCUCCCUUGUCUUCUUCACUACAAGAACUCUCUCUCUGUCUCCUCCUCUGUACUUCCACUCUCUCUUUUUCCGUUUCUGUCAGCCUUUGAUUCCGCUUUUUUGUUAUCUUCACACAUAUUACCUUUGUUGCAAGCUCUGCUAUGGAAGAUAGAGUCUUCUCACCAUGUCCAAAAAAGAAGACCUGAUUCUUAUAGGAAUUUGAUCGAACACUUGGUGAGCUUAGUAAUAAUAACAUGAACAACCCGUUCGUGAUCCUCUGCCUGCUCGUCUUGUUUCUUACCGUGGACGCUCGUCACAGACGUCUACUCACCAACAACCAUGACGAAGCCGCUCUGUUAACGGCGUUUAAACAAACCUCCGUCAAAUCAGAUCCAACUAACUUCCUAAGCAGCUGGAAAUACGGGUCGGAUCAUGACCCGUGCUCCUGGCGAGGCGUCUCCUGCUCUAAAGAAGGCCGAGUAAUGGGCCUGGAUCUACGAAACGCUGGGCUCACCGGAACCCUAAAUCUCAACAACCUCACGGCGUUAACGAAUCUCCGGAGCCUUAACCUCUCUAACAACUCCUUCUCCGACGCGAUUCCGCCGGAGAUCGAUCUCCCGGCGGCUCUGCAACACCUUGAUCUAUCUUUCAACAACUUCUCCGGCGACUUCUCCCGUCUCAGCUUCUUCGGACUCUGCAGUAACCUCACCUUCUUCAGUCUAUCGCACAACAACGUCUCCGGCGAGGAGUUUCCGGUUACUCUCUCGAACUGUAAGCUUCUGGAGACGCUGAACCUCUCCCGGAACAGCCUCGCCGGAAAAAUCCCCAACGUCUGGGGGAGUUUCAAGAGCUUGAAAGAGCUCUCUUUGGCGCAUAACCGUUUCUCCGGGGAGAUUCCGCCGGAGAUUUCUCUCCUCUGCGGGACUCUGGAGGUUCUUGAUCUCUCCGGGAACGGACUCACCGGUCAGCUCCCGGAGUCUUUUGUAUCGUGUGGGGUAAUACAAAGUCUCAAUCUCGGCAACAACAAGCUCUCUGGAGAGUUUUUGACCACUGUAGUGAGUAAGCUCCAUAGAAUCAGUUAUCUUUACUUGCCGUACAACAACAUCUCUGGCUCUGUACCGCUUUCGUUAGCGAAUUGUAGUAAUCUGCGAGUUCUUGAUUUGAGCUCAAAUGAGUUCACUGGAGGAGUACCGUAUGGUUUGUGCACUCCGGUUCUUGAGAAGUUGCUUAUUGCUAACAACUAUUUAUCAGGGACUGUUCCUGUGGAGUUAAGUAGCUGCAAGAGCUUGAAGACUAUAGAUCUUAGUUUCAAUGCUUUGGGUGGUCCCAUUCCUAAGGAGAUAUGGACGAUGCCGAAGCUAUCAGACUUAGUAAUGUGGGCGAAUAAUUUGACUGGUGAGAUCCCUGAUAAUAUUUGUGUUGAUGGAGGAAACUUGGAGACUCUGAUCUUGAACAACAAUCUCUUAACCGGUUCUAUACCGGAAUCAAUCUCUAAAUGCACUAAUAUGAUUUGGAUUUCUCUUUCUGGUAACUUGCUUACCGGGAAGAUCCCGGUAGGGAUGGGAAAGCUUGAGAAGCUGGCGAUUCUGCAGCUUGGGAACAAUUCUUUGACAGGGAAUGUCCCUCCUGAGCUUGGGAACUGCAAGAGUCUUAUCUGGCUUGAUCUGAACAGCAACAGUUUAACCGGAAACCUCCCGCCUGAGCUUGCGAGCCAAGCCGGGAAGGUGAUGCCUGGAAGCGUCUCUGGUAAACAGUUUGCGUUUGUUAGAAACGAAGGUGGUACGGAUUGUAGAGGUGCAGGUGGUUUGGUUGAGUUUGAAGGUAUUAGACCAGAGCGGUUAGAGCAUUUUCCGAUGGUUCAUUCUUGUCCUGAGACGAGGAUAUACACAGGCUUGGCUAUGUAUACCUUCAGCGGAAACGGGAGCAUGAUCUACAUGGACAUCUCGUAUAAUGCGAUUUCGGGCUCUAUUCCUGUGAGUUAUGGUAACAUGGUUUACCUUCAGGUUUUGAAUUUGGGACAUAACUUGUUAUCUGGAACUAUACCUGAUAGCUUUGGUGGAUUAAAAGGCUUGGGAGUUCUUGAUCUGUCUCAUAAUAACCUCCAAGGAUUCUUACCUGGAUCACUUGGAGGUCUCUCUUUCCUCAGCGACUUAGACGUCUCUAACAACAAUCUCACCGGACCAAUCCCAUUCGGAGGGCAGCUCACAACGUUCCCACUCAAAAGAUACGCAAACAACUCAGGCCUCUGUGGGCUUCCUCUUCCACCUUGUAGCUCUGGUUCCCGCCACCACCCCACGGGCUCCAUUGCUCACCAUAAGAAGCAGAGUAUUGCCACUGGGAUGAUCACCGGGCUUGUGUUUUCUUUCAUGUGUAUGUUGAUGCUCACUCUAGCACUUUACAGAGCAAGGAAAGUUCAGAAGAAAGAAAAGAAGAGAGAGAAGUACAUUGAGAGCCUUCCGACCUCUGGUAGCAGCAGCUGGAAGCUCUCUAGCGUUCAUGAACCGUUAAGCAUCAACGUUGCAACCUUUGAGAAGCCGCUGCGGAAACUCACUUUUGCACACCUUUUGGAAGCCACUAAUGGGUUUAGUGCUGAUAGUAUGAUCGGGUCAGGAGGGUUUGGAGAUGUUUACAAGGCUAAGCUCGGUGAUGGGUCUGUUGUAGCGAUAAAGAAGUUGAUUCAAGUCACAGGGCAAGGUGAUAGAGAGUUCAUGGCUGAGAUGGAGACUAUUGGAAAAAUCAAACAUAGAAACCUUGUUCCUCUUUUGGGCUAUUGCAAGAUUGGGGAAGAGAGACUUCUUGUCUAUGAGUACAUGAAACACGGAAGCUUAGAGACUGUUCUACACGAGAAGACCAAGAGAGGUGGAGUGUUUCUUGAUUGGACAGCGAGGAAGAAGAUUGCAACAGGAGCUGCACGUGGGCUAGCUUUCUUACACCAUAGCUGCAUCCCUCACAUUAUCCACAGAGACAUGAAGUCUAGCAACGUUCUUCUAGACCAAGAUUUCAUAGCUCGUGUCUCGGAUUUUGGUAUGGCAAGGCUGGUGAGUGCUCUAGACACGCAUUUGAGCGUGAGCACUCUUGCAGGAACUCCUGGUUAUGUUCCACCAGAGUAUUACCAGAGUUUCAGGUGCACAACCAAAGGAGAUGUGUAUAGCUACGGUGUUAUACUUCUGGAGCUUCUCUCAGGCAAGAAACCGAUUGAUCCAGAGGAGUUUGGUGAAGACAACAAUCUCGUGGGAUGGGCUAAACAGCUCUACAAGGAGAAUAGAGGAGCAGAGAUUCUUGAUCCGGACCUGAUAACUGAAAAAUCUGUUGACGUUGAGCUGUUCCAUUACUUGAAAAUUGCGUAUCAGUGUCUGGAUGAUCGACCGUUCAAAAGACCAACUAUGAUUCAAGUAAUGGCAAUGUUCAAAGAGUUUGUUCAGGUCGAUACAGAGAAUGAUGAUAGUCUCGAUGACUUCUCUCUCAAGGAAACUCCUUUGGUGGAAGAACCAGAGACAAAGAGCCUUAGAAAAGUAUAGCCUUACAAGUACAACAGCUUGAGUCUUUAUGUGUAAGAAAAAAAAAAGCUCAGACUAUGACAUUUUGAAGGUCCUUAUGGAAAGGGGUUUGUUACCAUCAUACACGGUUCUAGGCUAUAGAGAAAUACUUUAUUGUAUAAAGUUUUUUUUGAGACAAAUAAGAUCUUUUUGCUUAUUUCAUCGAAGAUUAUGUAUACAUUACAUAAGUGUUACAAAAAAGUGAAGAAAAAAAAUAACAAAGAGAAGACUAAUGCUUCUUGAAAAGAAAAAUUACUUUAAGGAUAGAC